Molecule: messenger RNA, 2822 nt
Organism: Siniperca chuatsi (mandarin fish)
Lineage: Eukaryota; Metazoa; Chordata; Actinopteri; Centrarchiformes; Sinipercidae
Product: nuclear factor 7, brain
Exons: 10
Coding region: 119-1438 (439 amino acids)
Molecular function (GO): protein binding
Source: RefSeq, a predicted model, not a curated record
GAUCAGGGAGACGCAGAGAGGAACAAAUACGCUGAUCAGAGAGCAGUGGCUGUCCAGUCUUCUCCACCAGCAAAGCUGCACCACCUCUUCCUGAGACUAAAGGAGUGAGGACAUCACCAUGGAGCUGAAAAGUAUCAUGAAAACUGAUAAAAGGGUGAGAAUACUGCUGAAGGCGGAGGACAGCAGCACCACCCAGAGCAGCUCAAUCGGGGCUGUGCGCUGGAACCUGCCUGAGGAGAGCGUCCAGGCUCACAGCUCAGCCCCCAGCAGACCUGCCAACACCAACAGCCUCACAAAACACUCACAGCAGCAACAUCCUCGUCAGAACUGCCUGAAAGAUCUACGAAGCCUGCAGGAGUGUGUGCAGUUCAUCAAUCACUGGAAGGAGCAAGUGGACCAAGUCUGCAAGCAGGGCAGUGGUGAUCCAGAGGAGGGCACCAGCAAGAAGGAGGUCCAGAGUUCAGACAGUCGUACUGAGCGCAGUCUCGAGGAGAGCAGGAAACUGAUCCUGGAGUGGGCUGACGAACUCCACCAUGUCGACAAGCUCCUGAAGGCGACCCCCUGGGCAUCUGAGAGUCAAGAACAUGAAAAUAAAGAAGAUAAGGAUGCCAAUAAGGAGGCACAACUGAGGAUCAUGGAGUGGGCAAAGGAGCUGCAGAAGGCGACUGAGGGUUGCGGUGUGCAGAGUGACGAGUUGGGUAAAGCGUUGCGCCUGCUGUGCCUGAAGAAGAAACGGCUGGUUAACCUGCUGCCUCUGCUGGAGUUCAUCACCUGGUCUCUGCUCAAAGAAGACAGCACGAUGAUGAUUCCACAGUUAUGGCUACUGGCAAAGCAAAGGACCUGGGAAGCAGGAAUUCCAAGAUACAUCCCCAACUCAGUUUGGAGUUGGAUUUGCAGCGCAGCAGCUGAUGUGGUUCUCGACUCCAUGACCAACCACCCCUGGCUGCUGCUGUCAGAUGACCAGCGUAGGGUCCAGGAGGGCAUGUCAGAGUCUGACCUGCCUUACAGCUCCCAGCGCUUCGACAGCUGGCCCUGCGUGCUGGGCUGGGAGGGCUACAGCAGCGGCCGCCACUACUGGGAGGUGGACAUAGCCAACAAUGGCUACUGGCGUGUGGGACUGACCACCGCCAACUCAGAGCGCCAUGGCCGGUUCCCCAUGACCCCAAAGCAGGGUUACUGGACCCUGUGGCGCAGCACGAACCAGUUCUACGUCUGCACCAAGCCAGAGACGCUGCUGCCCAUCGGCCUCGUGCCUCGACGCAUGGGGAUCUACUUGGAUUACGAAGAGGGCCAGAUCUCCUUCUACAACGCAGAAACAAAGUCCCACAUCUACACCUUCAUCGGAACCUUCAAAGGGAAGCUGUACCCUCUGUUUGCCCCGCUGGAUGGUCGUACACUACUGAGAAUCAUCCCACCACAUAAAAUCUCAGUAAACUGAGACCUGAACCUUAACAACUCUUAUUGGACGCUUUCACUUUGACAAAAACUGACUUGACCAAAUAAUACAGAAAACUAAAUAUGCACAAAGAUGAUGAUUUUUUUUUUAAAAAGUGGUGUCAUCAGUUAGAUUUCAAAUUAAUUGAAAAACACAUGAAUUUUCCUUCACCAAAUGUUACUUUAAAUACAUAUGUCAAUUUCUCCCCUUUAACAGAAUUUUAAAUCUCUUACGCUUCAAUUAAAAACUGGUUUUGAACACGGGUAGACAUGUAAACAAAGACUGAACUAUAUCAAAGUGCUAAACGAUAUUGUUAAUAUAGUAUAGUAUAAUAUUGUUAAUAUUUCUAAUCAUAGCACGCUACAAAUUUGUGAAGAGUUUUAUCAGACCUUGAGAAACACAAACUUUGAAAACUAAACUUUGAGUAAAAACAAAAAUAUUUAUUUUAUAAAAUGGACAUUUAUUUUAUUUUUUAAGAUAAAAGCUAAAUAAGUUGAAAAAUGUCACUCAGAUUUCUACAACAUCCAGAUUUAUGUGUAGACAUGAAAGUGUGAACACAUUCUGCAUCAACAUACACGCUUGCACUUUAUAAUGCACUUUCAGAUAUGCACGUAAUAAAUAUUUCAUAUACAUAUCAUGUUGUCUUUGAUACUUAUCUCUGGCUUUUUUCACAAUUGGAGAGAAAAAUCUUCAUCAUUUCACCCACAUAGUAAAUAUUUUACUGUCUUACAGAGAUAAUAGAUUCACAAAUACAUUUUUGCAUUUAUUGAUCACUUGACUGAACAAAUGAGUGUGCAUGUUACCAAAAUGAUGUCUUAAAAUCUGGUUAAAGUAGAUUCAGUGGAAAAAAGGAGGAUAAUAGUUCACCUAUAUAAUAUGAUAUGUAUAUAUUAUAUAAUAAUAUAUAACUGUGUGCCAGUCGAUUCGGAAAGCAUGUACUGCUGGAUGUCCGUCCCAUCCCACCACAGCCACUGACCCUCCUGCUUGGCAUCUGUCAGUCCCACCCACAGGAAGGGAAACUUAAGGAACUUCCUCAUCACACUUUGGAUAAAUUCCUGAGGAGGAAGCAACAUUUAGAGGACUUUAGAUCCAUUUUGGGACAGAAAUGUUUUCUGUCUGCUUACUAUGAAACGUAUGCUUUUAAUCUGUGGCAGUUUUUCAACUUUUCCAUAGUGCAAUUUUGCUAUUGUUAUUUCUGUCUACUCUGUACACUCGACAUUUGUUGCAUUAUCUGUCCGUCCUGGAAGUGGGAUCUGCUGCUCUUCCUGAGAGUUCGCCCUUUUUGGUUUUUUUGUACAGAUUGUAAAGCCCUUUAAGGCAAAUUCGAAACUAGACUUCAAAGUUAUGUUCAAGAGCAACUUGAACUUAAAUCUACAUCUCUGAGUGA